AUGACUGCGCUUCAGACUUUUGACUACUUCUUUGACCUUCCGGGAGAGCUGCGUGAACAGAUCCUCAGCUACCUCCUCGUCAGAAGCCAUGGCGUCGGGCUCGGCUCAAUGCCUGGCAUAGUCCCCUCUAAAGCAGAUGACAUAGAGACUGGUGACUUCUACGACUGUCCCAAGCAGAAUGGGGCACCUGCGUAUCCGUUGAACUACUUCCUUGUCAGCCAGACCUUCCACGACGAGGCCACGUCAGUUUACUUCCGCGAGAAUUCCUUCCACAUCGUCGCCACCGGGCGAAAGUACCUGCCGACACAGAGUGGUCUGGUUCGUGUACCAGAUCAAGUCCUCGAAGAGCGAACCAGGAGGGCCUUCCUCCCAUCCCCAGGUGAGGCUCUGCUCAACAGGCCCGACUGGGCCCACGUGCGACAGCGGAUCCGGAAGGUCGUGCUGUACCUUCAGCGGCCGCGCGGGUUCCUCGAGAAAGAAAUCUUUGAGCCGCUCCUGGAUAUGAUCCUCGCGGGUGGACUCAAGUCUCUUGACGUCAGGAUCUGCUGGUUCGGCUCGCGGGGGCAGAAGCUGCUCUCGUGCCCUCCUCUGAAGUCGCUGUAUCGUGUGCUGGGCGAUCCGGACCUGGAUGACGUGAGGCUGCGAGUGGCUGCGAGAGCACACGAGCAAGUGUGGUGUCCCUUCCAUGACGGGGGUGGUGAUGGGUAUAAGCGUUGCAGAGCGGAGAAGGUCGAGAAGCAUGGCAAGAUUGGCGGUCUGACCUUCUGA
Cryphonectria parasitica EP155 is the source of this 768-nucleotide messenger RNA. RefSeq lists its product as uncharacterized. The record is from RefSeq and is a predicted model, not a curated record. NCBI's taxonomy places the organism in Eukaryota, Fungi, Ascomycota, Sordariomycetes, Diaporthales, Cryphonectriaceae. The coding region runs from base 1 to 768 and encodes 255 amino acids. The transcript has 2 exons.